Magallana angulata is the source of this 3127-nucleotide messenger RNA. Its product is annotated as neural cell adhesion molecule 2-like. Gene Ontology annotation, cellular component: cell-cell junction. The record is from RefSeq and is a predicted model, not a curated record. Bases 63 to 2111 code for a protein of 682 amino acids. The transcript is spliced from 16 exons. Lineage: Eukaryota; Metazoa; Mollusca; Bivalvia; Ostreida; Ostreidae. Gene Ontology annotation, biological process: cell-cell adhesion. Gene Ontology annotation, molecular function: cell adhesion molecule binding.
UCUGCAUCUCUUGAUUCAUAAACCCUGACCCUGUCACACGAUUGGUAUUAUAACUAAAAAAUAUGAAUUCAUUUUCAUUCCUUCUCCUUCUUUUUCCGGAAUAUGUUUAUAUGUCGUUCAGUAUUGAACCAUCACCAACGGUUCAAGGGGUCUACGGCAAUCCAGUUUACUUCAAUUGUACGUUGCCUGUAACAUGGAAGUAUAUUCACUUCAAAAUAAAACACGAAGUUGGCUACAAGUUUGCCUUAUUCAGUGGAGGUGAUUGUAAGGUCCAGCAAAGCAAAGCAGAUCAGUACACCGUUAGUUGCCAUGGAAACACUUUUACCCUCGGGAUUCUUCGACCAAAAGACAACAUAACAUGGGAGUGUACUUAUAAAGAUGGAAACUCCACUGAGGAACAAUUCGGCGGCACAACUAUUGAUUUACAACCAGAUAUUCCAACCGUGUCGCUAGGAAAUAUGACGUACGUUUACACUGAGGGCUCUGACGUCAUCAUUCCUUGUACAUUUUCUGGUGCACCGAUUUCUAACGUCACGUGGCAGCGAGAAAAUGAAGUAAUAAUGUGGACGCAGAAUUCAAAUGGGCCUUUAACCCUUAGUAUAAAGAAUGUCUCCAGGACAGCGGCAGGGAAUUAUACCUGUAGUGCAACAGUCAAUUUCAAAGGAGUUUAUACUGCCUCUGAAUCAUUCAUCUUGGUCGUUGAAUAUCCCCCAACUCUGGUUCCGGGUGGCAAGAUGGUAGAGGUAAACGAAGGAUCGACCCUAGUUAAUUUUACUUGUACGAUACAGAGUCAUGGAGUUCCCUCUAACUUUAUUGCCAUGUAUUGGCAACAUUGGGUAGGAAAUCGUACUGUCAGAAACCUGACUUCAGAUAUCGGUAUCUCUCGCUUAGACCCUGCAAGCUCAACAUUCACAUUAUCUUUACCAUCGAUUUCUUUGUUUGAUGCUGGGAGUUACGUUUGUAAAGUUGGAAAUGGUGUAACUGAUUUGGAAGGGAAUGUUGAAAAGGCUGCUACAAUUGAUCUGAUUGUAAAAAGUAUUCCAAAACCCAUUCAAAUGAAAACAUAUUACUAUGAAGAAAUUGGAAAAGCAUUCCAUAUAACUUUCCAAUAUGUUGGAAACCCGGCAAUAACUGUACAGAUUAAACCUAAGGAUGGUCAAAUCAGUCCCUCGUUCAACGUAUCAUUGAAAUCCGCCUUGUUACCAAUAAACGUGUACAAUAAAUCGGUUUAUGUGAAUGGAUAUACCGCUGACAUGGACUUUGGAACAAUAAAAGAUUGGUUCAACACAACAUAUGAAAUGAUCGCAGAAAACGCGUUAGGUACAUCGAAUUACACCUUCUUCGUUGAAGGCCAGGAUUUUCCCAGUAAACCAUACCACAUAUAUUUUAAGGAGUAUGAAACAUCAGCUCAACUUGAAUGGGAGGCUGAAGUUCCGGAUUUGGACAAACAUUACACUGUCCAUGUAAAAAACAGUGUUGGAGAAGACAAACUGUUUAAAUAUCCGGGAACAAAUUCUGAAAUUUAUUCAUACUAUUUGACAAACCUUUCUUCGAAAUCAAACAUCAUUCAAAUAUGCACAGUAAAUGGUGUAGGCAAAAAUUGCUCUUCUACGUUCAAAAUCAAAAUGACACAGGACUCUCCAAAAACAUUGGCGGUUUCAAGCAAUCGGAAGUCCAAGUCGGGAUUUAACGUUGGUGUUAUUCUCUCCAUCAUCAUUGUGGUUGUUAUAGGGAUUUUUGUGCUUGUUCUGGUUCUCAGGUAUCGACAUAAACGAUCUUUGAAAAAAUACAGAAGACAAGCGUCUCUUUUGGGAAGAGACGACCACCCAGUGCAAAGAAUAUCUUGCGCUCCGGUCAGCAGUGGAUAUUCUGAAAGUGAAUCUCGUUCGUUUAAUACUUACCUCACACCACAGUGUAUGACGUCACUCCUGCCAGAAUCGCCAAGCUGUGCAACAACUUCCUCGGAAGGGGGUGAAUAUGCGAGAGUGGAUGAUAUUGAUAUCCAGAAACUAAAGGAACAACGCAACCAAGGCGAAAACCCGACAUAUAGCGAAUACACUGAAAUAACCCAACCAAAGAACGUAAGAUACGUGAAAAAGAAUUGUAAGUGAUGUCUUGCUGAGAUCAAGGAAAUAUACAACAUUUUUAAGAAACAGAAACCCCAAUUUUAAGCCACCUCCUGAAAAUUCACCUGGAUUGAGAUCAAUAACAUACCGCUUGUCAAAUCAAACAAGAAACAAUACCAGAGUCCUGAUUGACAGAUUUGGUCAAGCGUGUCAGCUGGACACCGAGACCGGGUGUGUUGAUAGCAAUUAACGGUUCAAUUAAGAGCAUCACCCCCCUUUUAUCCACCGCAAAUAUUUUGUAGUUUUUUUUUUAUUUCUUUGCAAUUGAAUAUAAUUAUUAACAUUCGAUUGGAAAUAAAUCGGUUCUUUAACACUGCAUGAUCGCAUCACGAAGAGAAAUUUGUCCAAAACUACAUACAUAAAAAAUAUUAGUUUUUUGAAAUGAAUACGAGGAAAUUUAAGGAUUAUGAUGGGAUAGAAGGACACGUAGGAAAAAGGAAACGUUUCUGUAGAAUAAGUACAAGCUUUUCUUUUACGACAUAAAAACCGCCCUGAAUUUCCUCGAAGGAUGUCGAUCGAUCAUGCAUUCUCGUUGACUUGAACAAUUUUGUUAAACCAAUAGUUUUUAUUAUAUAAGUAGUACAUACCAUACAAACAAUCACUGUAAGAAAUAUCUAGUAGUUUAGAAAGGUAAAGUUUAGAAAGGUAAAAAAAUCUAGUUAGUUUAAAGUUCACCCAUUGCCGCGAGAAAAAUUGAAGACGAUUUGACCAGACAGACAGAAUAACAUUACAUCAAAAAAUAUUAUUUAUAAUAUCAGAUAGUUAUAAAACUUCCGAGAUAAAACUAUUUUUUAAAGAGUUCUAUAUAAUGAUAGUGAUGACAGUUCAAAGAACUUAAAUCAUAAUCGUAACUUUUCUCUCAAAUAAAUUAUAUAGGUCAAACCAAGAAAAAUAUUUAGAUAAAACGAAUUUAUUUGUAAUCGAGUUUUAAACCGAUAGAUUUAUUUUUCCAAUUAGUUUUAAAAGUUUAGUUUAUUUAUUCCUUCAGCCAAAUUGCUCAU